Molecule: messenger RNA, 3161 nt
Organism: Colletotrichum scovillei
Lineage: Eukaryota; Fungi; Ascomycota; Sordariomycetes; Glomerellales; Glomerellaceae
Product: calpain family cysteine protease
Exons: 2
Coding region: 141-3161 (1006 amino acids)
Biological process (GO): proteolysis
Cellular component (GO): cytoplasm
Molecular function (GO): calcium-dependent cysteine-type endopeptidase activity
Source: RefSeq, a predicted model, not a curated record
AUUUCACCCAGACCAGUCAUCUGCGCCGCGACGCUUUCUCGCUCUCAUUGAAUACGCAUUUGCAUUUCCCUCGUCGUCUCAAGCCGCUACCAACCUUCUCGUAUCACUCAGUCUUCUUGCUUAUCCUAUCCCAUCACGCGAUGCACGGCUAUAGCUCUUCAGAGGAGUCGGAUGACCCUCGUCGCCCGCGUCCUGUGCCAGCAUUGGCCAACGCCACCGACAAGAAGAAGACGAAAAAGAAGAAGACGCCUCCGCAGCCCUCUAUCAACCAUAUUUGGAAGAAGUUCCAAGACAAAAAGUUCAACAAGGCUUUGGCUGUGCUACCAUUCGACCCUGUUCUGCCGCCAGCAAGCUCAGAGAAGCCCAAUGAGUUGCUUAGCGCCGGAUACGAACGAGCUGUCGAGGAGUGCCGCCGGAAAGUGAAGAAGAUUAUCCAAGAAUGUCGCAGAGUCAACAUGCGAUAUCGGGACCCUGGUUGGGAUCUGGACUGGGAUUUGAAGUGGGAAAAGGGUCACUGUCUCAACACUCUUGGCCAUACCAAAUGGCAACUUUCUAGAACCACUCUCUCCAACCCAAGCGCAUCUGUCCCCAAGGCAGUAAAGCGAGUUCACGAGAUUUUCGAGAAGCCAACCUUCUUGAAGAACGUCAAUGGCGGAGAUGUGAAGCAGGGGAGCCUCGGGGACUGCUGGUUGAUGGCUACGCUGACUGCCCUUGCAAAUGUCGAGGGCGGUAUUCAGCGCAUCUGCGUUGAGUACGACACUCGCAUCGGCAUCUACGGCUUCGUCUUCUACCGAGAUGGCGAGUGGAUCUACUCCAUUAUCGAUGACAAGCUGUAUCUGAAGUCUCCUUGCUGGGAUUCGCCUAGUAUGCAGCGGGACCUCCUCCAGCAGAUCGACCGAGAGGACGUUGAGCGUGUCUACCGCAAGACCUACCAGACCGGAUCCAAGGCCCUCUUCUUUGCUCAGUGCAAGGAUCAGAACGAGACUUGGGUGCCGCUUAUUGAGAAGGCUUAUGCCAAGGCACACGGCGACUUCGCCUCGUUGGCUGGCGGCUGGAUCGGCGAGGGGCUGGAAGAUCUCUCGGGUGGUGUCACUACCGAGCUGCUUACAUCGGAUAUUCUCGACCUCGAGGGCUUCUGGGAAAACGAACUUGCCAAAGUCAAUGAGGAGUUCCUCUUCGGCUGCUCUACCGGCCUCCUAGAUGGAGGCUAUGGUGAGAGGAAUGGCAUCUCGGAAGGCCACGCAUACGUUAUCAUGGAAGCUAGGACGCUCAAGUCCGGAGAGCGUCUGAUCAAGCUCCGCAACCCUUGGGGCAAGAUCCGCAAGGGCGUGUGGGAGGGUGCUUGGUCCGAUGGCUCCAAGGAGUGGACCAUGGAAGUUCAAGAGGAGCUUGGUCACCACUUUGGCAAUGACUCUGUCUUCUGGAUCAACUACGACGACUUCUUACGCAAAUUUCAGCAUAUCGAUAGAACCAGGCUGUUCCGUGACCCCGCUUGGAGGUGCGCUCAACGUUGGAUCGGCGUCGAGGUGCCCUGGAAAUCCCAAUUCAACGAGAAGUUCCAGGUCAAGUUGUCCAAGGAUGGGCCGCUAGUCCUAGUUCUGACUCAACUCGACACGAGAUACUUCAAGGGACUUCAGGGACAGUACUCUUUCCGCAUUCACUUCAGGAUACAUGAGCGAGACCGCCCUGGUGCCGAGGACUAUAUCGUGCGCUCCCACGGCAACUAUCUCAUGGACCGAUCCGUCUCUAUCGAGUUACCCGACAUGCCAGCCGGAGAGUACAGCAUCUUCAUGAGUGUCACUGGUGAGAGGGACACUAACAUCUCCUCUGUCGAAGAUGUGGUCAAGCGUGAGUGCAAGAAGCGCGUUGAGAACGACAAGUUGGCGCAAAUUGGUGCCGCAUACGACUUGGCUCAUAGCAAAGGCACUGCGCAUCUCGAAGAGGUCGCUAGGCUGCGAAAGAUCAAGGAGCAGCAGAGAGCCUCCGAGUCUCGCCAGAAGGAGCGCCGCAAGCUCUGGGAAAGACGCCACACCAACCGCGAAGUCACCAAGCAGCAGACCAAGAAGAACAAUGAGAAGCGCGACCGCAAGCUCGCCAAGAAGGCGGAAGCAGCCAAGACGAAGGCUGACCUCGAGGCCGCUCAAAAAGCCGCUGCGGAAGCCAAGAAGGCCGAAGAAGCGAAAUUUCUGGAAGAUGCAGAGGCAAAGAAGAAAGAUACAGAGAAGCCCAAGGAUCAAGCCGUCCAGACGGAAGUCGCUAAGGAAGAGUCCAAAGACGUUGCUGCAGGUGGCUCCAAGUCAGAUGGCACAAACGAGUCCAAGGAGGAAUCCAAGGACGAAGGCAAGCUGGAGUCUAAGGAAGAGUCCAAGGAUGAAGUCAAGGAAGAGUCCAAGGAUGAUGUCCAGGAAGAGUUCAAGAAUGAAGUCAAGGAAGAGUCCAAGGAUGACGUCCAGGAAGAGUUCAAGGAUGAAGUCAAGGAAGAGUCCAAGGAAGAGUCCAAGGAAGAGUCCAAGGAUGAAGUCAAGGAGGAUGUCGCCGACGAAAAAGCUGCAGACAAGACUGCUCCCAAACCGCCAGCGCAGAAGUCUUACAACUCGGAUGGCGAUUCAUCCGACUCGCCCAUCGAAGAUUGGGAAGAGCUGUAUAGCGAGGAUGACAUGGUCAGAAAGCCGCGUCUGACUCCCGCUGGACCACCCAAAAGACGCGACGAGCGUUACGAAUCUGAGGAGGAGGGUCUGCCUGAUCCCUGGAACGCCAUUUGCAUUGUUGGGGUGCGCGUCUACUCCAUGGACGAGGAUCUCGAAGUCCGUGUCUGUAUGGAAGGUGGCGAGCUUCUCGAGGAUGGCAUGGGCAAGAAAGGGGAGGCCGAUAUCGACAAUGCCCAGGUGAACGCGGGUGGAGAGCGCGAAGAGCUGAAGCCUGACAGCCCAGAAGUCGCGAAGCCUGAUGUCGAUUCAUCCGCGAUUGAAGAGACAGAAGAAGCGGCUGAAGAGCCCAAAAGCGACGAGGAGGAGAAGAAUGAGGACUCAAAGUCGGAAAGGUCGGACAAGAAUAGUGUCGACUCAACUGACUACGACAAGCUUCACUUCGGAACUUCAACACCAGAUGUCGCCGCCGCCUCGGAAGCGACUCCAAUUGAGUUACACAAGGAGUUAUGCUAG